Hydractinia symbiolongicarpus is the source of this 909-nucleotide messenger RNA. RefSeq names its product COMM domain-containing protein 9-like. Bases 31 to 312 code for a protein of 93 amino acids. The record is from RefSeq and is a predicted model, not a curated record. The transcript is spliced from 4 exons. NCBI's taxonomy places the organism in Eukaryota, Metazoa, Cnidaria, Hydrozoa, Anthoathecata, Hydractiniidae.
UCUGAGUUUAAGUGAUAAAAAAUUUCGACAAUGCCUGCUGAGGAAGACACAUUGAAACCAGUAUCCUUACCAAGUCUUCUCGACUUUGACUGGAGAAUCGAUGUUGUGUCGGCUUCUGAUCAAGUUAAUCGAAUGUCGCUACCCACGUGUCUUCUACAAUUUAAGGUUGCUGAUUAUGGAAAUUGUAAAAAAUCGACAGAGGAAGUGAAACCACGGAAUGUUACUGUAGAACUGUCUAAGGAAACUUUAGAUACGAUGUUGGAUGGGUUAGGGAAGAUCCGAGAUCAGCUAAAUUCUGUUGUUUCGAAAUAACUAUUUAGUGUGACAACGCAAUAAAAAAAUGUUCGUUGGUUAAGCAUGACUAUCCAAGGUCACGCGUGAAUAAAUGAAAAAUAAAAUAGUAUUUUCCAGUGUACCAAUUUUAUUGCCUGUAACGUAAUUUUUUUUUUAUUUUAUUUUAUUUUUUUUUUGGGAGGGGGGGGGGGGUAAAGGGGGAGGAAAGAGAAAAAAUAUUUUUGUUUAGUCCUUUUAGCAAGUCUUUGUCACGCCUUUGUUUGACUCUAAAAUCUUUUUCCUUUGUGUUUUUAUUUUAAAUUUUGUAUUUUGUAAACUGUGCAUUUUCUAUCUGCAUUAAAUAUAGGAAUCGUUUUUUUUUUAAUUUUUUUAUAAAUGUUUAUAAACUUACAUAUCGUAUCAAAAUGUGUCACAAUGUCAGGUACAGAAUUUUUAUUACAGCUUCACUGUAAUUCAUUUGUGAGAAAAUUAUAAAAUUCGCGGGUCGCCCCUAGAUUUUACCGGAGUUAUAUAUUCGUUAAUUUGAUUCUUUUUGUUCGAAGAACUUUUGUAUAUAAAAUAUCAAAGAAUAUAAGAAUAUUUUCAGAAGUAAAUAAAUCAGUCAUGUGUUCACUA